Molecule: messenger RNA, 3518 nt
Organism: Hemiscyllium ocellatum (epaulette shark)
Lineage: Eukaryota; Metazoa; Chordata; Chondrichthyes; Orectolobiformes; Hemiscylliidae
Gene: rhpn2
Product: rhophilin, Rho GTPase binding protein 2
Exons: 15
Coding region: 165-2201 (678 amino acids)
Biological process (GO): signal transduction; negative regulation of stress fiber assembly
Molecular function (GO): protein binding
Source: RefSeq, a predicted model, not a curated record
CUCGGAUCCAGUAGAUCGACCCAGAGAGCCAGAGCCAGAGCCAGAGCCAGAGCCAGAGCCAGAGCCAGAGCCAGAGCCAGAGCCAGAGCCAGAGCCCACACAGACCCAGACACAGACCGAGACCGAGCGGGGCUCGGACAGAGCGAUCCGGAGUCGAUCCCACGAUGACCGACACCCUCCGGACCAGCGGCCAUUCGACCAGUCCACCCGGGGACAGCAGCCAUUUCCGCAAGGGCUGCAAUCCGUACGCUCAGACUGGACGCAGUAAGCUGCAGAGCCAGAGGGUCACCCUCAAUCAGCAGAUCAUUAAAGCCAUGCGACUGCGAGCUGGAGCUGAGAACCUCCUUCGGGCGACCGACAACAGUAAGGUGCGAGAAACAGUGCUGCUGGAACUGAGCUUUGUCAAUUCAAACUUGCAGCUGCUGAAGGAGGAACUGGAAGGAUUAAACAGCUCUGUCGAAGUUUAUCAGAAUGAAAAGGCUGCACUCUGUUUUCCACUCAUCCCACUGGGACUGAAGGAGACAAAGGAAGUUGACUUUGUCACGCCUUUGAGGGAUUUCAUUGAGGAACACUACGGUGAUGAUCCAGCAGAAUAUGAGGAUAAGAUCCUGGAUCUUAUGGACCUGCGGCAGGCUGUCCGCACUCCGAGUCGGAAUGCCCUGGGUGUCGACCUGCUGAUAUCCUACUACAAUCAGCUCAGCUUCUUGGAGAGUCGUUUCCUGCAGCCUAACAAACACCUGGGUGUCUUCUUCACCUGGUAUGACUCCUUUACUGGUGUGCCUGUAUGCCAGCAACACCUCUCUCUGGAGAAGGCCAGCAUUCUGUUUAAUAUUGCAGGCCUGUACACUCAGAUCGGCACCCGCAGUGAUCGCAAGACCCAGGCUGCUCUCGACAAUUCCAUUGAUGCCUUUCAGAAAGCAGCAGGGGUGCUGAAUCACCUGAAGGAAACCUUCACACACACCCCGAGUUUCGACAUGAGCCCCUCGAUGCAGAACAUGCUGAUCCGCCUGAUGUUGGCCCAGGCUCAGGAGUGUGCCUUUGAGAAAAUGGUUCUGCCUGGAAUCCACAACCAGUUCUUCAACCUGCUACGGAUAGCACAAGAAGCUGCCAAGGUGUCUGACGUGUACAGCACUGUUCAUCAGUCCAUUACACAGGCUCCAAUCAAGGAGCACGUCCCUUCAGCCUGGUCGUACACUGUGCAGGUCAAGUUGGAACAUUACAGAGCGCUGGCCCAUUACUUUGUGGCUGUAGCAAUGCUGGAUCAUCAGUUGAAUUCCCGGGAUGACACUGACCAACAGGAGAUGCUUCUCUACCAGCUCUAUGAUGCAAUGCCUGAAGGCCUCGCACCACUUUCCAUUCUGAGAAGCAAAGAGGAACGUAAACGUGUUGGGAAAGCACACUUAAGGAAGGCCAUAAUAGGCCACGAGGAAGCUAUGAGAGUUCAAAAUCUCUGCAAAUCCCUAAAGAAGAUAGAGAUCCUACAGGAGAUCUUGAGAGUAUCUCACAAACGCUCACUCACCAAGUAUUCUGAACAUGAACAGGAGGAUGACUUUGACAUGCUGAAUGCCCCCAAUAUAAUCGCCAAAAGUGAUCAAAAGAUUGAAAUAGUGCCGCCUCAGUUCUCCAAGGUGAAAGUGGGGGAUUUCUUCCACAAGCUGGGGCCGAUUGGUGUGUUCUCAGCGAAACAGAAGUGGACAGCGCCUCGUAAAAUCCAGUUGACAGCAGGAGACAGAGAUCAUGGAUUCACCCUGCAAGGGGAGUCAGCUGUACAGGUUACGAGCUUGGAUCCGACCAGUGAUGCUGCUCGGUCAGGCCUAAAGGAUGGAGAUAUCAUUGUGUCUGUUGCAGGAAAGGACUGUAAAUGGAGCUCGGUGAGUGAAGUGAUUCAAAUGCUGAAGGAAAUGCCUGAAAAUGGAUUAGACAUUCAGGUCAUCAGCCCUCAGGGCCUGGAGACUGCACAGCUGCCCAAGUGUGCGACGUACAGUGGAGGAUUACCCAAAACCUAUUCAUUGACGUGCCUGACUCUGGAUGAUGCAAAGAGCAGGAAAGGCAAGAAAGUGGUGAAGAAACUGUCAUUCCUCAACUGGGGUGGUAAGAACACAAAGAAGACAGCAAGUACAGUCAGCCUUCCCUCAGCAGUAGAUGAUCGUCCCCAGCAAGUUUCCAACAGAGAGACGUUAGAUGGGAGCUGCCUGUACUGAGGGACCCUGCCUAUGACUGGACUCCUGAUUCUAACCCCUAACACAAUGUAGACAUCCUACCCAGCCUCUGCUCUCACUUGCACCAGAAGCCAGAAAAUGAAGGCUUCAAGAAUCAUUGUCUGGACAAGCACCAUUUUACUCCCACAAAGUGUCCUCCUAUCAGAUGCAGUAUGUCUCCUGCUUGAUGUUCAGCUGCCUUAAUCCCAACUCUUGCUAUGCAGCUCACUGAGUUUGAGUGACCAAAAGUGUAACCCUCAUACACAUUUCAACAAAUGAUUACUUUCUUCCCAGAAUGAACCUCUAUCUCUGCCAUCCAAUGUAACAGAGGUGUCCUAGUUCUUGCAUGUUUGUGUUUCUCUUGCAUGCUGCUGCACCCUGUCUGAAGCUUCCAGAUGACAUUAUAGGAUUGAUAAAUGAGGAAAAGAGAGGGCAGGACACUUUGCUAACGCACUCUACUCAGUAGACAGAAGUUCUGGUCAUUGGUCAAUUAACCUCCUGCUUGGUGCAAAUCCCAGAAAUGGUCUCCAAAGGGCCAAGAUAAAUUGACAUCCCCUCUAUCAAAUUAAAGUCUUUUGAAGAAUGAACAAGCAGCUAAUUCCAUUUAAAAAGAGAUUCAAGUGUUUUGGAUUGCUGAGGUUGUAUGGCCAAUACAAUGCUUUGUUAGUUUAUAAAUACUAUCUACAGGGUAGAUUUAAAAUAUUACUGUUUGAUACUCAAAUGAAAAUUGUGCCUUAAUUUAAUUAGAAUAUAAAUCUAAAACAAAGUCUGAUUUAUUUUUGGGUACGUAUCUUUAACUAUAUUUUACUCGGGUCUAUGUGGGUUUAACUUCAGGAAGUAUUUAUACAUUGUUUUGUACAGAGUUUGUCCUAUAUUUAACAGAAAAUCUGACACAUCUUGAUUAUAUCUUCCCACUGAGCUUUGCCCCUCCUGUCCCACUUUGCCUGUACUGUGGGAUGGGGAAGUCCGAUCUGACCAUGUCACCCUGUAGGAUAGGAUCUAUCCCCCCUGGAAUGGCACUUUCUACCUGGUUAAACAGAAGUGCUACUGCCUAUGAAAUGAGGUGGUAGUAAGUAGCUCUUCCAAAUGAAGAUUAUUACUGCUGUCCAUGACAAACUGGUACUGCUCACAAGGAUGCCAUUUCUAUUGGAACUCUGUCCGGUUGGUACAGCAAUUAUACCUUGUACAACACAGAGACACACUUCUGCAACUCAGUCUUCCAGCCAUUGUUUUGUAAUUGGAUUAUUUAUGUUGUGAUUUUUAAAAAUCUCAUUGUACAGAUGUAAUGUGUAGAAAUUAAAGAUCAAAUUAAGUGUAAAA